Messenger RNA from Ciona intestinalis (vase tunicate), 1698 nucleotides. Lineage: Eukaryota; Metazoa; Chordata; Ascidiacea; Phlebobranchia; Cionidae. The record is from RefSeq and is a predicted model, not a curated record.
AUUGGUUUGCAAUUUCUCGCAAUUUUUUAACAUUCCUGUUUACAGUAAAUGCCCAAGCUCCAUUCACAUUCUCUGCGUUAUCUCUACAACCCCCAAUAUCAUCAGUUGGAUCAAAUGCCACUGCUACUUGUAAUGUGACUUAUACUGCAAGUACAACAGCUACAUUAAGAUGGAAAAUAAAUGAUGUGGAAAUUGGUACGUACAGAAUUAAAAACAAUCAAGUUCCACAAUAUGUAAAUCUAGCUUCGAGUUAUGACACAUCAUCAAGCACAACUACAUCCAUUGUUAACACUAAUGACACUUUCCCCAUGAGCCUUGAAAUCAGGAAUGUUAAUUUGACCCUCAAUCAAUCAACAGUUUCGCUCAGUUGUUCGGCAGUCGGUUGUAUCACUCAAGUUCAGUUACAAAUCAAAGAGUGUUCAUCUCCAACACCCAACAAUGUUCCAGUCAACCCAUCAAGUGGUGUCUACAACACUCAAGCUAACUUCCAGUGUUCCCAUGGGUCAACUUUAUUUAAUAUGGAUGGAACAACUGGAAACACUGCAACCAAAUGCCUUGCUACAGCAGAGUGGGAGAAUGAAAAUAUAGUUCAAUGUUGGUCAGCACCAACUGCUACAUUGAUUGGCAACAAUACCAUUUGUGCUGGAAACAUUGCUACAUUCCAAUGUAAUGCAUCUGGGGGUGUUCCUUCUUUGGACAGAGUUGAAAUUUAUUUCAAUAAUCAAAACCAAACGUUGGUUGGAAACACAUGGACAAGCAAUCCACUGAGUAGUUCAAACAAUGGAGAUAUAGUGGAAUGUAGAGCUAUAAAUAGCUACACUGCCAUGCAGAAAUAUUCAAACUUGGGAAGGGACAGCAAGACAUUGAUUAUACACUAUGCAUCAACGAAUCCAAAGUUUGAAACCAAAUUCACGGAUCUGUUGAUCAAUUCAAGCAGUGAUUACCUGAUUAGAUCAGAUGAGACUUUGACCAUGAAUUGCUCAGCUGAUGGAAACCCUGCUGUAACUUGUACCUGGACUUGUUCUCCUACAAAUUGUGGUAGUUUACCAAACACUUGUGAGAUCAACAAUGUAAAUGUUACUGGUUCCACAACCAUCACAUGUACGGUUGGUAAUGGUGUUUGUGGAGGUGGUACUACCAGUAUUACUCAACACAUAACAGUGGUAUCUAAAACUAGAGUACCAAACAUAAUGGUUGAUGGAACAACAACGGCAUCUUCUACCAUCACAAGAAACAAAACAGAAAGUUUAAGUUUAUCCUGUGGAAUUGUCAACCAGAAUGAAAUGAACACGUUAAUAAUUUUGAAGAAAGAUGGAAUUAAAAACUUUGGAUCAAAUAAUGUGACCAUAAACAAUCUAUCCCCAGAAGAUACAGGAUCAUAUUCUUGUCACACAAGCGAUGCUUUUGGAAAUUUUUCAUCAUCUUUAUACGUUGAUGUAUAUUAUGCAGCUGAAGGAUUUGCAGUGAAUGAUGGUACAACUAGCCACAGUAACAUAUGUACAUGGUAUAUUGCCCCACCUGGUCCAAGAUCAUGUACCAUCACAUUCUCACUUAACCCAACUACUUAUACAACCACUUUAACAAAGGAUGGAGCCAUGGUAACGAAUGAUGCAACUAAUCAGCCACAAACAUCAACAUCACAAAGUUUUGUUUUUACUCGAAACCAGGUUUGAAAUUGUUAAAAAUAAAUUGUAAUCC